Messenger RNA from Diuraphis noxia (Russian wheat aphid), 3744 nucleotides. RefSeq lists its product as uncharacterized. Gene Ontology annotation, biological process: regulation of transcription by RNA polymerase II. Gene Ontology annotation, cellular component: nucleus. The record is from RefSeq and is a predicted model, not a curated record. Lineage: Eukaryota; Metazoa; Arthropoda; Insecta; Hemiptera; Aphididae.
GCGCGCGAAAAGGGUUAGUUUGUCGUCGUCGGCUUUGAUUUUAUUAUUUUGGCGCACGCUGACCAUCUGCCAUCAUCUGCGGCGGCCACCGCCGUAUCACAGUCGGCCACCGUCGCGCGGCCCAAGGUCGCCGCCACGUCAUUUACGUAUUUUCGCCUCCUCCGCGUCCGCGCCCACGACUUUUUCCCACCACGGCCGGCAGGCGGAUGACUGCCCGACGACGCCGCCACCGCCGUGGCCGACCCGUUGCGGCGGUGUCACGUUUCCGAGAAGCGUUUCGCUCGUGCAUUAUUCCACUGCAGCAGCAGCAGCAGCUCUCGUCGUCGCCGCCGCUGCCGACCGUGAUUAGUGAAACGAUCGCGUUCAGCGCCGCGCUGUUUCGACGUAUUAAUAAUAAUAAUAAUAAUAUCAUCACCGCGUGUGACGCCGGAAGUACGGCGAUCGCGGGUUCCGUCGGUUAUUAUGCGUUGUGGUCGCGAUGGAACAAGUGGUCGCGCUCGUUUACAACAACGGCCCGGAACAGCAACAACCUGCAAGUCCCGUUGUUCCGCCGCCGCCGCAGCAGCAGCAGCCGAGGACGGCGGAAGAAGAAGACGGMGAGGACCGCAGCGGRGCCGCGUUCUUCUGUAACACCGAGUAUAGUUUUAUCCAUUACAACUAUCAAACAAAUAGUUAUGUGCAAUAUGACGUCAAACCACAAAAUGAUAUUACAUUACAAGAAGGGUUUCAGGAUGAUUUAUCUCAAAGUUCAUUCAGCAAUGACACUCCGUUGGACCAGUCGGAUACUAAAAGACAUUACUGCGAAUUCACUGGAUGCAAAAGAACGUACAGCACAGUAGGAAAUCUCCGUACUCAUAUGAAGACACAUAAAGGUGAAUACCGGUUCAAGUGUAACAUAAUUGACUGCGGUAAACCGUUUUUGACGUCAUACAGCUUGAAAAUUCAUGAACGCGUGCAUACGAAACAAAAACCAUUUGUUUGCACUAAGGAGGAAUGUCAAAAAGCCUUUAACACCGUUUACAGGCUACGAGCUCAUCAACGCUUGCACACUGGUGACACUUUCGAUUGUAUACAAGCAGGCUGCGGCAAAUGUUUUACGACUUUUAGCGAUCUAAAAAAGCAUUAUAGAACUCACACGCAAGAACGACCGUACAAAUGCGCAGAAGAAGGUUGUGGUCGAGCGUUUACGGCCAGCCAUCAUUUGAAAACGCACAAGCGGACGCAUUCGGCUGACAAAUUGUACACGUGUGACCGACCGAAUUGUAACAAAUCGUUCCCGGGAAAGGCUAGUCUCAAGACGCACCAGCGGAGUCAUGAUGUUUGGGACGAGUCGGAGACUCUGUCAGAUUUUGCCGAUGACUUGCUACAGCAUUUCGACAGUGAAWCCAACAGUACGACUUCAGAAUUCUUAAAAUACCAAAGCCARCUAGUCAUACCUCUGUCGAAGGCUAACAUCGAAGCUCUAAAGCGAUGCGAAACGGCCGAGGUGGAGGUGGAUGCAUACCUUUCAGGUAUCGCAACACGGACUUUCACGGGGGUGGGUCCGGAUUCGAGCACGGCUACUGUGCAUAAGAUGAUCUUGACCGAGCCGGACGACGAUAUGCCGGUCAAGCUGUCAGUCGAGUGCAACGUCGACGUGCAGAAGGUCGGUCAGGACGCCAACGGCACGAUCAGCUUGUGCGUGAUGGACAACGGCGAGUUGAUGUCCAGUUUGUUGAUGAUGCCAGUGAUCAACGGCGCCAGCUACGAGACGGUGACGGAGGACGACUUGAGCCAGCCGCCAGCCAUGUCCAUAGCCACGGAGACGGUGCAAGAACUGCAGUUCGUCGACGAGCCCGUCCGACACACCGUGACGGCCGUCGAGCAGUCGGAAGCCGAAUCGGCUGGGGCGGCGGCCGUCGAACUCAUACCGUUCGACGACAUCCUGGUGUCCAAACCGGACACGGAUUUCGCGGUGUGUGAACCGCACCACGAGGUCGCCGUCGACGAACCGCUGCAAGUGGCUGAAGAAUUCAGCGUCGAGGAGCUCAUACUCAGCCUGGCCGACGACAGGGAUCAUUGUCUCGACAGUUCGGUCGCUUCGCUCAUGGUGAGUCCGCAGCUGGAAGUGUUUGAACCCACGUUUCCUGUACCGGCACCUAGCCUCCCGCCGCAACAGCAGGUGCACGAGCCAACUUUUUCACCGGACGGUAACUGCAACAGUUCCACAGGCGCCGCCGCCGCGACAGUCGCCGGUCACCCGACCGCAUCUUGUUCGCUGACCGUGGCCUGCAACACCCGCAAACAGCUCAGGAAGGUGCUUGAACACAGACGGCCCGCGAGCAUAUCGCACUGAAUGUCGCAUAUUAUAUACAAUCAUUGAACAUUUAAUGAGUCAAUAGCCARCUAAUUGUACCCCAAACAUUAUUUAGCGUCMAAUAUAUUAUAAUUUAAUGUUUUAUGCAUCUCCGCAUAUAGUCGUAUUAUUAUAAGUUUGGUGCGAUAUUGUUUAAAACCGUGUGAUGUCCGCUAGGAAACGUACCGUUUAUUUUUUACAACGAAUUAUUUAUUGUAUAUUUUUAUUGCUAAAUUAAUUUUACGUUUUUUUUACUCAUUUAUUAUGUUUUUCAUAGAAUCGCCUAGAAGAAAAAAAAACUAUACUCCACUGUUCUAUUAUAUUAGGGACGUCCAUUAACAAGCUAUAUCGAGAGAAACAUUUAGCCCAGUACGUUUUAUUCAAUAUGAAUUGUUACUUAAUGUCUACAUCAUUUAUGAUUUAACUGUAUUACAUUUAUCCCUUAACCCAUUAAAUUGUCGUUUUUUAACGUGAUAAGCUGUGAUUCAGUAACAAUUGUUUAGUACAUUCUUUACUAUAUAUUCGUUAUGAUUUUACACGUUUUUGAUAAUACUUAGGUUGAUAAAAUGAUAACUUUGUAUUAUUUUUACACAUUCAAUUAUUAUGUGUACKAUAUAUAUAUAUCUACAACCUACUAAUAUCUAUAAGAAGGUUUUUAGUGGUAGUCUAGGAUAAGUUCUAUAAAUAUUAUAGGAUAGGUCUGAUGUAAUUUCACUCUAACAAUCACUCAAUGAAAUUAAUGAUUUAUACUUACUACUGCAUUUAUAUUAUAGUUUAAUUAUUUAAAUAUCAUCUCUUUAGUAUAUAUUCUUAUUAUACAUCGUAGGUAUCGUAUACAUUAUAGGUAAUAACAAAAAUAUAAUAAAUAAAAGAUACGGUUCCGCGACAAUAUUGGCAUGACAUAAUAUUAUAAUAUUAUUACUCUAACAUAUAAUAAUGCUUAUAAUAUAAUAUAUUAUUAUUAUAUCUAUAAUAGUUAUCUAUUUUGAAAAAACAUUUUUUAUGUCGGGAAAAAUCAUUUCAUAUUAUWGUCAACUUUGUAUGACUAACCAUGUAAUAAGUCUUUGACGUUUAAUACAUAAUCUAAACUAAAUGUAGUAUGUAAUCAUAAUCGGGACCGAGCUUACUAUUAUUUAUAACUUCGAGUAGGCUUAUUUUACUACUGUGCCAAAUUAUUUUUACCGGAAUUUAACUCACGCAAAACGAAAGUGAUACAUUAGUUUUGAACUUCUUACUUUUUUUUAUUUUAAUUACUGUUUAAAGUGAAAGUUUGUUAUUUUUGUGUAUUCAUAAAUGUAUUUUUUUGUAGUGAUACAAAAUAAUAUUGUAAUUUUGUAUUUCUAAUAUUUAAUAGAUGUAGUCUACGUAUUUUAUUGUAGACGGAUAAUACCUCGCUCAUUUAAUUCAUG